This is a messenger RNA of Peronospora farinosa, 873 nucleotides long. The record is from the annotation of a GenBank genome assembly. NCBI's taxonomy places the organism in Eukaryota, Oomycota, Peronosporomycetes, Peronosporales, Peronosporaceae.
AUGAACUACAGUGGUGGCUAUGAGGCGUAUGGCAACGACGACUACGCUAGCAAUAAUGGUGGAGGUGGUUUCAUGUCAAGCCAGCCUACAAAUAGUCAAUCAACCCCAUCAAAACGUAGUGGUGGCAUUGUCCAGAGUAUUUUACCCGUUAGUAUCAAGCAAUUGCAAACAUUGGGCACCACUUCAAUGGAUGAUGAUGCACUUCGUCUGGAUGGUCAAGAAGUUUCAACUGUGCGACUUGUGGGAUUACUUACGAAUUUAACGCCACAUUCGACAAGUCUUCGAUUUCAAUUGGACGACGGGUCAGGAUCUUUUGAGUGUCAUUACUUUAUAACAGGCGAUGAAUCGGAUCUUAGUGAAGGAGAAAUGUCUCGAUUAAGAGAAGGCAGUUACGUCCGAGUAGUUGGAAAACUUCGAACAUUUCAGGGAAAAGCCAGUUUAUCCUGUUUCAAUGUGACGAUGGUCGAGGAUAUGAAUGAACUUACGUACCACCUUCUUGAGGUCAUUUAUGUGCAUUGUUACAACACGAAAGGGCCGCUGAAUAAUGGCAAAGCGGAUGUCAAUAUGACGUCAUUUAAUACACCUACUAAGGCCCCAUCAGGAAAGCAAUGGAAUCAACCAAAUACAGGAGGAUUUGGAGCUGGAAAUAUGGACUACGGAUUGAUCGACUCGAACUUUUCAACGGAACAAAAGGCAAUUCUCGACGUUUUGGGUACGUGCACGAGUGACCAUGGACUCAAGAUUGACCAGAUUUAUGCUGAUUUGCGUGGACAAAUGACUGAAGUGCAGCUUCACAGUGCACUCAACUAUCUUACGAGUGAAGGACAUGUGUACUCUACAAUCGACGAGGACCAUUUCAAACGCACAGCGUAG